CGUCUGAGUAAAUUCUAGUAGUAGGCGCUGUGUCGAACACGGCUGAAGACCGAACCGAAUUCAUGUACCACCAGCCACCGGAAGCGUUAAACAGCAGAAUGAGACUGAAGUGUGUAGGAACAGUGAGCAGUAGCAAAUGUUGCACUAUGUCAGUUUGUGUGGUUCCAAAAAGAUCAUGACUGUCCGACGUCGUACGUUGAGCUAUAUUCGUCCAUUGUGCUCAUUUUUAGCUGCUAGUCCACUUUUAGCUUAUGUUUCAAAGAAAGUAACAAACAAUACAACCGAGCAGCGCGAUGGUCCCCUUCGGCGGCCCCUGCAAUAAGUAGUGCACAUUGCACAAGCCCCUGUAGAUAACCAAGCUCGCACGGUGACCGGUCUUUGUGCGGUGCACACUGUAUUUUCCCCUCCAACAAUGCGCUCAUGCUCGCUACAAAAAUAACCAAUGACGCGCAGCGAUCAAGCUCACAUUCAAAAAUAGUCUCUCCCCGCAUGCCUGCUCUCCUGCUGCCGGCGCCAUUGCGCUGCUUCCAUGCUCUGCGCGCUCGCACGUUGGGACACACCAGCCAACCGUAUUCGUGUUUCACGGCGCGCUGCUGCGCAGCCGAGUGGGGUCCCUCGUGGUGCCGAGGUACAAUCUGGUCCAAGGUAUCGCCUGAUGGACUGUUCUCUUGUUCGUCGCUUGAUCGUUGGAUGGCCCGGGAGCGGACAGCGCCGGGCGAGACGACGUUGUUCUCUGUUCUCGCCUGUGCACGGUACCUGGGUAUUUUUGAGGACCCACGCUUGGACGUUUCUCUUUCUCUCUGGGACGUAGUGAGCCGUGAGGAGGGUAUAUAUAGUUGCCUCUGAGGGCUCCCAGCCCCAGACCUGCUUGCGCUGCUCUUGCUCCUGCUGUUCCAAAGUUACACCAGACCUCAUCGUCAUCGUCGUCGUCAUGCUCAAGCUGACCUCUGUCGCGCUGCUCUCCCUCCUCGCGCCCGGCGGCGGCGCGCUCGCGUCCACCCUGACCGGGCUGAUCAGCUCGGGAUGCGCCACGGACGGCCCUGUGUCCUGCCAGAACACGACCGCCGUCAGCAACACGUGCUGCUUCGAGUACCCCGGUGGCCAGAUCCUGCAGACGCAGUUCUGGGACACGGACGUGGCGGGGAGCCCCGCGGACUCGUGGACGAUCCACGGGCUGUGGCCGGAUAACUGCGAUGGGACGUACGAGGAGGACUGUGAUCCGUCGAGGGACUAUACGAAUAUCACUGAUCUCCUGACGUCCCAGGGCGCGACUAGCACGCUCGAUUAUAUGGAAGACUACUGGCUCAACGACGACGGCACCGCGCAAGAGCUCUGGGCACACGAGUGGGCGACGCACGGGACGUGCUACAGCACGCUGGAGCCGUCGUGCCUCCCGAGCGGGUCGCCCGCGGGCGCGGAGGCCGUCGCGUUCUUCGAGACGGUCGUGCGCGUGUUCAAGACGCUCCCGACGUACACGUGGCUCGCGGACGCGGGGAUCACGCCCGACGACGGGGCGACGUAUGAGCUGAGCGAUGUGCUUGGGGCGUUGGAGAGCGGGUCUGGCGGGUAUACGCCGGCGGUAAGCUGCGACGACGACGCGCUGAGCGCGAUCAGCUGGUACUUUAACCUCCAGGGCUCGGUCAUCGACGGGACCUUUAUCCAGAUCGACGCGACGGAUGACUCGAGCUGCCCGUCGAGCGGGAUCAAGUACCCGCCCAAGGAAUCCAGCGACUCGGAUGGGUCCUCUCGCCGUCGCCGCGGCGCACACCGCCGCUCGAGCCACCGCGGACGGGGCAUGAAGGCGCGCAGUGAGCUGUAAAAAGAUGGAUAUAGGGUAGCAUAGAGCCGUUCACUGGAUGUGCUGUAUAGUAGUAAACGUUGAGGUGAAAACAGGUGGAUGGAAUAGACAAGGUCGAAGAGCUUGCACGCCUAUCCCGGAGCGCUUGAGCGCCUUUGGGGAAGAGAAGCCACUCUCGACGCAAGCCAGUCUCC
Coniophora puteana RWD-64-598 SS2 is the source of this 1992-nucleotide messenger RNA. Its product is annotated as ribonuclease T2. The record is from RefSeq and is a predicted model, not a curated record. Gene Ontology annotation, molecular function: RNA binding; ribonuclease T2 activity. Gene Ontology annotation, biological process: RNA catabolic process. Bases 932 to 1819 code for a protein of 295 amino acids. Gene Ontology annotation, cellular component: extracellular region. Lineage: Eukaryota; Fungi; Basidiomycota; Agaricomycetes; Boletales; Coniophoraceae. The transcript is spliced from 5 exons.